This is a messenger RNA of Chroicocephalus ridibundus (black-headed gull), 544 nucleotides long. Its product is annotated as dystonin-like. Lineage: Eukaryota; Metazoa; Chordata; Aves; Charadriiformes; Laridae. Gene Ontology annotation, molecular function: structural molecule activity; microtubule binding. The record is from RefSeq and is a predicted model, not a curated record. Gene Ontology annotation, biological process: intermediate filament cytoskeleton organization; wound healing; hemidesmosome assembly. The coding region runs from base 62 to 544 and encodes 160 amino acids. Gene Ontology annotation, cellular component: cytoplasm; intermediate filament; membrane. The transcript is spliced from 4 exons.
GUCAGUGGAUCUGGAAAGACUUCAGCCGGUGUAUGAGACGCUUAAACAGAGAGGGAAGGAAAUGAUUGCUCGCUCAGAAGGAGCCGAUAAGGAUAUAUCUGCUAAAGCUGUUCAAGAUAAACUAGACCAAAUGGUCCUCAUUUGGGAAGACAUCCAGACCUUGACUGAGGAGAGGGAGGCCAAAUUGUUGGAUGUAAUGAAACUAGCCGCAAAGUUGUGGUGUAGUCACGUGGCUCUUGCAGCUACUAUUAAAGAUACUCAGGAGCUCAUUGGAGAACUGGAGGGACCUGGAGUUGACCCAUCUCUAGUCAAGCAACAGCAAGAAGACGCUGAAGCUGCUAAAGAUGAAAUUGAUGGACUGCAAGAGGAACUAGCAACAGUUCUGAGCCUUGGCUCUGACCUUGGAGCUGCUUGUGGAGAGCCUGACAAACCUAUUGUCCACAAGAGCAUAGAUGAGCUGAAUUCUGCCUGGGAUGCCUUAAGCAAAACAAGGAAAGACCGGGCAGAUAAGCUUGUUGAAGCUCUGCAGGCAGCUGUUCCAUAG